Peronospora matthiolae is the source of this 570-nucleotide messenger RNA. The record is from the annotation of a GenBank genome assembly. Lineage: Eukaryota; Oomycota; Peronosporomycetes; Peronosporales; Peronosporaceae.
AUGUGCCGCGUCGUACUGCUCAACCAGACCCAGUACGUCAACCAUCAGUUGGGAGCGGGGCUCCCAAGUAUCCCAGGACGGGGGAUAAGCCGCGCCAUCGGACGAGAUAACUCGUCCGACGUCCGUUCACGUCGCGGUGGUUCAACAGCUGCUCAACUAGAUAGCGCUGGCCACCGCGAGAGUCCUCUAAUGGAGGUGGAGGAGGAGGAAAGACGCUCUCCACACGAUCGUGGGGAUCCGUGUGUUCCCGAGAGCUUCUUUGAUCGCGUAACGCAAGGGUUACGCAGCGAUCUCGAACAUGAGCGGGACAGUCGUCUCCAAAUGGCGGACACUGCCUCGAAGCAUCGAGCUGAGUUUGCCUUUGCUCAGCUUGAGAACGAGAGAGCUCUGACAUCUCUUCGUGACGAGCUAAGGGUAGCUCGUGGGAUUGUUGAUCGGUCUCGGGAUGAGAUAGCUGCUCUUCAGACCCUUGUUGAUGCCCACCAUCGGGAGCACAAGGCUCUCUGCGAGAUGCUUGAGCGCAAGGGCGUUCUUCAUCGGAAGAAGCAGCGUACUGGUGGUACGGCUUAA